This is a messenger RNA of Acanthoscelides obtectus, 4702 nucleotides long. The record is from the annotation of a GenBank genome assembly. NCBI's taxonomy places the organism in Eukaryota, Metazoa, Arthropoda, Insecta, Coleoptera, Chrysomelidae.
GGUGUUCUGUGCAAUGAACUGUCACACUGUCAGUGUUGACAGUUCAUUGGUUCUGUGUCUGUGGUAGCAUUUUUGUGUACUUGAUUUUUGCAUUUCGGCUGUGAUUUUCGAUGUUUUUCCAAAUUUUUGGUAGUCCCAACAUCAAAAAAAUCAUUUAAAGCAUAAGGCAAGUCGACAUGCAGAGAUAUAUGUGACUUGUGCCGAAAACCGUCCACAAAUGAGCUCCAGAAAAUCUUCCCAGAGUAGCUGUCGAACAAUUAUAGGUUAUCCGAAUGUAAAUAUUUAUGUAUGAAGUAAUUAUGAGUGAACCUAAACAACAAGGAAUUAAUUAGACAGGGCUAGUAUCCCUAGGUUUCAUUUAUAAUUAUAGGUAGAGAAUUACCUAAUUAUAGUAUCCUGAAAAAAUGGCAGAUACGAUGAUACCGGUCCUAAAUGAUAUCCUGAAAGUAGAAGGCAUAGAAGAAACUUUCAGCUGUUUUUUAGUUCACAGACCAAAUGUAGAAGCUGAAAAAAUAGCAGCGUGGCAGCAGGAGUUGAAUAACACUUUCAGGAAAAAUACAAGUGCUGAGCAGUUGGACUUGAUGAUACGUUAUUACCUGGGCAUCAUAUCAAAAUGCAGUCGCAACCAAAUACAGUUACUGAUUCAAAUGUUGGAGUCUGCAGCCAAAAGUGGUGCUUUACCAGCUAGAAGAGUAUGUGAGUUGACCAUCACUAGUGAAAUUCUUCAACAUUCUAAUGGAAACUUCUGGAUUGAAUGCUUCAAGUUGAUUAAGAAGAUUAUUGACCUUGUUGAGUACAAAGGAGUUAGAGAAAUUAUGAAGGGAUGCUGUGAAAAAGCAAAGAGCCUUCCAUGGCGUCUCAAUUCUGGUCUACAACCCCAAACUCAAGCACUUCUAGACUUGGCAGCAAAGAUCAUGGACAGAGACGCCUGUCUAUUACCAGGCUACCUCCUGGUCAAUGAACUUCAGAAGGCAUAUCCUGAUUGCCCUCAUUGGAGAUUGUCCGAUCUCUUCUCAGACUAUGUGGACAGCUUCAGAGCAUGUGCUCAGAUGGUGUCUAUUAUUGGUCAGAAUGAGAUGCGGCCUGUUGUUGAACACAGUGGAUGCCCAGAACAUCCGGUCAAUCCAUGGAAGCUGGACCCGCAGACGUUACGAUUCAGUUUGAAAGGCAUUUUACCGUACGAACCAGAACAUCUGGAAAAACAAACCGGUCUCCUACGAUACGUUCUGGAACAACCAUAUAGUCGCGAUAUGGUAUGCGGCAUGUUGGGUCUCAACAAACAACACAAGCAGCAUUGCCAAGCUAUAGAGGAGCAGCUUGUGGAAUUGGUAAUAUUGGCGCUGGAGAGGACUGAAGCUGAAGGAGAUGACCAGGUUACGCAGGACCUGUGGUUGCAUCUAUCCUCACAGUUGAUCUAUUUUGUACUUUUCCAGUUUGCAAGUUUUCCCAGCUUAGUAAUGUCUUUGCACGCCAGGCUUCAGGGAAAGGAUUUGCGAAGGGGUAGAGAUCAACUUAUGUGGGUGCUCCUUCAGUUUAUAUCAGGUUCUAUACAGCGAAAUCCAUUAUCAAAUUUCCUGCCUGUAUUGAAACUGUAUGAGCUUCUAUAUCCAGAGGAUGAUCAACCAUUACCUGUACCAGACUAUAAUCAACCUCAAUGUACCAGACAAAUGGCCAUGACGUGUAUUUGGAUACACCUGAUCAAAAAGGCACAGACUGAGCAGUCCAACAACGUAUGGCCAGUACCGAAUAAGUUGCGUCUUCACCACGAUUUUCUUCAGCAUUUGGUGGUACCACCAAACAAUGCUUCGUUGGCUAUGGGAAAUGACUAUAGAAUAGCGUUGUUGUGCAACGCGUACUCUACAAAUCAGGACUAUUUUAGUAAGCCUAUGGCGGCACUUGUAGAAACUAUACAAGGCAAUAGUAAGUCGGGAUCGUCGCCAACAUCUCCACUCAGUAUGACAGUUCUGGACUCUCUGACAGUUCACUCAAAAAUGAGUCUGAUUCAUAGCAUUGUCACUCAUGUCAUUAAAUUGGCACAAGGGAAAUCUGGAAUGCCUCUGUCUCCUGCUCUAGUAGAAACUUAUAGCAGGUUAUUGGUGUACACAGAAAUCGAGUCCCUAGGCAUCAAAGGCUUCCUAAAUCAACUUCUACCUCAAGUCUACAAAUCGCACGCUUGGGGCACCCUGUAUACUUUGUUGGAAAUGUUCAGCUACAGAAUGCACCAUAUUCAUCCUCACUACAGGGUGCAGCUAUUGAGCCAUUUGCACUCUCUAGCUGCUGUACCUCAGGCGAAUCAGACUCAGCUACAUCUUUGCGUGGAGUCCACAGCACUAAGGUUGAUCACAGGUCUUGGUAGUCGCGAUGUCCAGCAAGAACUCGCCAGGUUCCUUGCAGAACCAAAAACCAUAGUAUCUGCAGAAUCUGAGGAAUUGAACAGGGCAUUGGUACUGACAUUGGCGAGAGCCACUCACGUGACUGGGGCAGAUGGUACUUGGUGCCAUGAACUUUUAGCUACAAUUGCUCAGAGCACUCCACAUGCUUGGGCACCACAGACUUUGGAUUGUUUCCCAAGGGCGUUGGCAGAAUUCUUCACUCAACAUGCCGUUCCCAAAGAAAACAAACAACAAUUGAAAAAGGCAGUAGAAGAAGAAAACCGAAAAUGGGCAUCAAUGAACAACGAAAAUGACAUCAUGGCACAUUUUGGCGUACCUGGGGCGCCACCACUGUUUUUGUGCCUUUUGUGGAAAAUGCUUUUGGAAACGAACCAUAUCAGCCCUAUUGCUUACAAAAUUUUGGAAAGAAUCGGAGCCAGAGCCCUAUCAGCUCACCUUCGCAAAUUCUGUGACUGCCUGGUUUUCGAGUUCAGCAACUCUCCAGGAGGUCAGCAUGUCAACAAAUGCGUGGACACGAUCAAUGACAUGAUUUGGAAGUAUAACAUCGUCACUAUCGAUAGAUUGGUGUUAUGUCUCGCGUUGAGGACCCAGGAAGGUUCAGAAGCUCAAGUGUGCUCCUUCAUUAUACAGUUGGUAUUGCUGAAAGCGACGGAGUUCAGGAACAGGGUACAGGAUUUUGUUAAGGACAAUUCUCCGGAUCAUUGGAACCAGACCAAUUGGCAUGAGAAGCAUUUGGAGUUCCAUAGGAAAUAUCCAGAGAAGUUUGCCCCAGAAGAACAGAGCAGUGUCUACCAUCCUAACUUUGGCAAUGUUUGUCUAAGAUUCCUACCUGUAUUCGAUAUUGUGGUACACAGAUUCUUGGAGAUUCCUCAAGUAACAAAGAGCCUAGAGAUUAUAUUGGAGCACCUGGGAUGUUUGUACAAAUUUCACGAUAGGCCAGUUACUUAUUUAUAUAAUACCUUGCAUUACUAUGAGGUUAAGUUGAGGGAUAGGCCACCGAUAAAAAGAAGGUUGGUAGCAGCAGUUCUGGGGAAUCUAAAAGAAACACUAUCGGAGCCUUAUCAAGCAUUUUUGACGAGGCCACCAGAUGAUGUCUGGGUGCCAGAAUUGGACUAUUACAUACAGGUGGUGAAGCGAGUAGUAGAGGUGAUAGGUGGGACCAAUUCAAACUCAAUGACAGAUUGGAGAUUCAACGAAUUUCCUAAUGCUGGAGCUCAUAUUUUGUACACAUCUUGCGUUGAACUGAUGGCACUAUCAGCAGGACCUCAAGCUGUUGCGAAUGGUCUCCUGGAUGUGGUUGCCAAAGGUUUCGUCACCAUACCUUCCGAACAGAUUCACCAAUGGAUCAACGCCAUAGGUUUGAUUCUAUCAGCUCUUCCAAUGAGCUACUGGAGUGUCAUGCACGAAAGGCUGCUUUCAACAUUGGCCGAGCUGGACUCGUGGCCUUUUGACGCUUCUGUGUUCAACCUUUUGAACUUCAAACAUACGCAUUCGGGUUUGUUGCACAAUAUGUUUAGCUAUAUGCUUGCUUUGGCGCAUUCGGUGUGGCACCAUGCAGGUCCUGGACAAAUAGCAAGUGUACCGCGCUGGGUCAAGGAAUGCCUUCCAGCAGUAGUGAAAACAGAAGAACAAUUCUUAUUCGUCUGUCACUUAGUUGGACCGUUCCUUCAACGUUUCAACAUCGCAAUUGUAGACCUCACAAACUCCCUCUAUGAACUUUUGGCCCAGGUUGACCAGAAUCAAACAGAAUUGAAGUACAUGGACCCAAUUUGCGAUCUCCUUUAUCACAUUAAGUACAUGUUCGUGGGUGACAGUAUUAAGAAAGAGUUGGAAGCUGUUGUGAGGAAGUUGAGGCCUCAGCUGCAACUUAGAUUGCGGUUUAUCGCGCAUUUGGCGAUAGAAGAAGUGCAGGCCACCUGAUGAAAGUUGAACUCUUAGUUGUAAUUUAUUUUUUAAUAUAUGUUUAGUUAUUGUUUAGUGUUUUUUAUCACCAUGACUCCCCAGAUUGUCACAUUUUUUAACCCCAAGGCAAAAACGAGUGGUGUUAAGUUUACGCAGUAAAAAAUUUGUGAGCUUUUUUUUAACUAAAAUCUUGCCUAUGGGGGUCGUCGUUCUUUGAGCAGGGUUUGCAGGGUAUUGAGGCUAGGAAAAAUUUGAAUUUCAAGCAGACAACUUUUUGAUUCUAAACUAAAUCGUGUUAUAUUAAGUGUAGCGUCAUAAAAGCUAAUCAGCUAGUGAAUAACUUGGACCUUAUACAAAACACUUCUGUUUUCAUAGUUGUAAAUAACACUUGUAACAGUUGCUUUUAU